Molecule: messenger RNA, 762 nt
Organism: Bacillus rossius redtenbacheri
Lineage: Eukaryota; Metazoa; Arthropoda; Insecta; Phasmatodea; Bacillidae
Product: histone-lysine N-methyltransferase 2A-like
Exons: 2
Coding region: 54-596 (180 amino acids)
Source: RefSeq, a predicted model, not a curated record
GUUGCCCUAAGGUCACUUCCUCGACCGGCGCGCGCGAGAACACUUCAGCAAGCAUGCUCUACAGAAUCGUCGCAGUGGCUGCGCUCGUAGCGGUCCAGGCUGCGGCCAGCCGCGGGCUGUGCUACGGCUGGAGGCACCCCGCGCCCUGGGGGUGGCACUGGGGGUGGCAGCACCAGCCCGGGCCGGAGGCCGGCGGCGGCGACGAUGUGAGGGCCCCCGGAGACCCCGCCGCGCCGCCAGAAGCUGCCGCGGCCUCUUCGUCCAGCACGGCGGAGGCCGGCUCCAGCGCCGACACUGCGCCGGGAGAGGUCGCCGACGUGACUGCGUCGUCCUCCAGCUCCUCCGCCGCCAGCGCCGCUGACGGACCCGCCGGCGCGUCUGCCGCCAGCUCUUCUUCUGCGUCUUCCUCCGCAGCCGAGGCUCCCGACGACGUGGCUCGUCCCUUUCACGGCCAUCCGUGGUGGCACCCCGCCCGCCAGGACGCCAGUUGCUCGGCCGCCGAGGUCUUCCCCGGCCACCUGUGCGGGGGCUGCGGCUACCCCUGGGUCCCCGCCUGGCCGUUCCCGUGGCUCGGGGCGGGCGUCGUGGCGUGGUGACCCCUGACCUGCCCUCCUCCUGGGCUGCCCCUGGUCCGUGUCCAAGCAUCGCUCGCUGUCUCGCCAACUACGGAAAACUAGUUCUCUGGAAUAUUCAGCCAAGUGUGUUCUUGACAGUGCUGUACACUUGCAAAAUUUAUCUUCCCUAAUAAAUAUGUGUGGUUAU